CGCGCGUUUCUCUCUUUCCGUGCGCAUUGUAACGCGCGGGUGGCAAUAGGAGGUGGGUCCCGAUCGCCGGGAGGCCGUUCCAGAUUCCGCGCGAGCAAUUGGCUGCCCGUGAACUUCGUUUGCCCCCCGGGUCACGCACGCCACGCACUCGGGAUGUCUCGGGAUCGCCGGUGCGCGGAAGAUUAGCGAGGUCGUCCACGCAGCGCGCAGCUCACACACACACGCACAGAGAAAUUAACGGUAACCGGAGAGAUGGCGGAGAAGCGGAUGUCGCGCUGGUAUUUCGGCGGGAUCGCGUCGUGCGGGGCCGCCUGCUGCACGCACCCGCUGGACCUGCUCAAGGUGCACCUGCAGACGCAGCAAGAGGUGAAGAUGAGGAUGGUCGGCAUGGCGAUGCACGUGGUGAAGAGCGACGGCGUCCUGGCGCUGUAUAACGGCCUGAGCGCGUCCCUCUGCAGACAGAUGUCGUAUUCUCUCACCAGGUUUGCCAUCUAUGAGACGGUCAGAGACAUGAUGGGCAGCGGCGGUCAGGGACCCAUGCCCUUCUAUCAGAAAGUCCUGCUGGGAGCGUUUGGAGGCUUCACCGGCGGCUUCAUCGGGACUCCGGCUGAUAUGGUGAACGUUCGGAUGCAGAACGACGUGAAGCUUCCUGCGGAGCAGAGGAGAAACUACAAGCACGCGCUGGACGGCCUCUUCAGGGUCUGGAGGGAAGAGGGGACCAGGAAGCUGUUCUCAGGAGCCACUAUGGCGUCCAGCAGAGGAGCCCUGGUCACUGUCGGGCAGCUGGCGUGUUACGAUCAGGCCAAGCAGCUGGUGUUGGGCACAGGACUCAUGGGAGAUAAUAUAAUGACACACUUCCUGUCCAGCUUCAUCGCUGGAGGUUGUGCGACGUUCCUCUGCCAGCCGCUGGAUGUAUUAAAGACCAGAUUAAUGAACUCUAAAGGGGAAUACAGAGGUGUGAUCCACUGCCUGACUGAAACCGCCAAACUGGGACCACUAGCUUUCUACAAGGGUUUAGUUCCGGCCGGGAUCCGCCUGAUUCCUCACACGGUCCUGACCUUCGUCUUCCUGGAGCAGCUGAAGAAAUACUUCGGCAUCCGGGUGAUCGGCUGAACUUCGACCUCCUGACCCUGUUUCCCUUUGGUCUCCUCCCGAAGCUGCUCUCACUUUCCGCGAUCUUACUUCCAGGAAAAUCUGCCUCGACCAUCUCCAGAACGCAGCCGGACCAACGUAACGGAAAAGCGAUUCCCCGCCAAAACGAGUGCCAACCCGCGAGCUCACCUGAGCUUCUGGGAAUAAACCACCGCGGGGUGAGCUUCAGACUACAGGGGGGUUUUAGCUAAUGAAACGAUGAUUCAGAUUUUUGUCUUUUUUUAAAUAUUGUUCUUAAAUCCUUCUUUAGAUCAGACGUUUUAAAGGAAGAGUUCAGUCAUUAUUUCAUCUUGCUCUAAUCGUUUUUUUCCAACUUAUUGAAGGGUUUUGUUAAGGUGAGUAAAACUGACGAAUCACGUUUUCCCUGAACUGUUCCUUUAAGACACCGAUCCAAACCAUCCGUAAUGCUUUUAAACGGUUCCAUUCAGACUCUGUGUGUCGUGCUAAACUCUUUUAAUGGCACGCGUCUUCGACGGUUUGCUGGGUUUGAUUGUCAGGGGUCACAAAGAAAUCAUACGAGUUUUACUUUCAUAUCCAAAAUUGUGGAGCGCCGCAGAAGAAAACGAGACGAGACUUCUGUACUUGGUGCUACGCUUUCGGUUUUCAUCACAUUUCUGUUCUUUUUUUUGUUGUGUUUCUACUGGAAAACUUGACUGAAAUAUUAUUAGAUCUACUGUAGUUUCUGCAGAUGCGCUUGUAGUUGUUUUGGUGUUGAGGUUACGGGGGCAUUUAGUGAAUAAAUUGCACAUUUAAUUGUAGUGAUUCAGGUUUGUGGUUUAGUCCUGAAUAGCUGGACUAAGCGUAUAAUAACACGGAAAUGAUCUCAAAUUUACUUAACUUCAUAUUUUAGAUUAAGUUGGUAAAUUACCAUAUUGGUAUGUGCUUAAAACUGUCUUUUUAAUGACUUACACUAAGAAUGGAAUUGAAGACUGGUGAAGCCUUACCUGUCGGUGUCCAGCAGAGGGCGCUGUCCCGCAGUGAUUGUUUGCGCAUGCGUGAAAGCGCAGAGCCGCUCCAGCGCAUCGAGGGCUUGCAAGAAAGUACAGCGCGUUUUCCUACAAAUUCAUUUGUAAUUUAGGGUUUGAAGGUGACCUGGGUUGAACUGGUUGUUGCUUGAACCGAGCUGCUCCCUCCAAAUGCGAAUAUGCAAACUAAUGCAAUUCUGUCUCACGAGAACGGCGUUUUGCCUACAAUUGAAAUGUAUGGAAAUAAAAGGUACUAACACAAGAAAA
Molecule: messenger RNA, 2384 nt
Organism: Puntigrus tetrazona (Sumatra barb)
Lineage: Eukaryota; Metazoa; Chordata; Actinopteri; Cypriniformes; Cyprinidae
Gene: slc25a10b
Product: solute carrier family 25 member 10b
Exons: 11
Coding region: 253-1113 (286 amino acids)
Biological process (GO): oxaloacetate transport; phosphate ion transmembrane transport; mitochondrial transport
Cellular component (GO): mitochondrial membrane
Molecular function (GO): thiosulfate transmembrane transporter activity; sulfate transmembrane transporter activity; succinate transmembrane transporter activity
Source: RefSeq, a predicted model, not a curated record